GUGGCGCUGGGCGGCUCGUGGACGCGGCGCCGUUACUCGCAGUCGGGCGGCGGCACAGGCGGCGGCGGCGGCACAGCGCGGAGCGCACUCGGCGCCUCAGCAGCGGCGGCGGCAGCAGCAGCGGAGGCCCCCUCGCCGUCACAGCCCCCGCGCGGGUGCAGCCAGCCUCGCUCCCUCCGAUCGUGCUCCCUUCGCCCGCGCCAUGGCUGAUCAACUGACCGAAGAACAGAUUGCUGAAUUCAAGGAAGCUUUCUCCCUAUUCGAUAAAGAUGGUGAUGGCACCAUCACAACGAAGGAACUUGGAACUGUCAUGCGGUCACUGGGUCAGAACCCGACAGAGGCGGAGCUGCAGGACAUGAUCAACGAAGUGGACGCUGACGGUAAUGGCACCAUUGACUUCCCAGAAUUUCUGACUAUGAUGGCUAGGAAAAUGAAGGACACAGAUAGUGAAGAGGAGAUCCGCGAAGCAUUCCGAGUCUUUGACAAGGAUGGGAACGGUUAUAUCAGCGCAGCGGAACUGCGCCACGUCAUGACAAACUUGGGGGAGAAGCUCACAGAUGAAGAAGUAGAUGAAAUGAUCAGAGAAGCAGAUAUAGACGGAGACGGACAAGUCAACUACGAAGAAUUCGUACAGAUGAUGACCGCAAAAUGAAGACCUGCUUUCAGCUCCUUUUCCCCCUCUAGAAGAAUCAAAUUGAAUCUUUUACUUACCUCUUGCAAAAAAAAAAAAAAAAGAAAAAAGUUCAUUUAUUCAUUCUGUUUCUAUAUAGCAAAACUGAAUGUCAAAAGUACCUUCUGUCCACACACACACACACAAUCUGCAUGUAUUGGUUGGUGGUCCUGUCCCUAACGAUCAAGCUACACAUCCGUUUUACACUAUACAUACUUGUACUACCUUAACGAUAAGGAAGCACUUAGUGGACUCCUUCAGGUUCCAUUGCUGAUGAUCCUAACACGCGUGUGGGCUGGCCAGUCCGUCAUGCAUGCGGCCUGAUGACAGUACAGUCAGGCGUUUGUAUCAAAACCAAAAAAUGAAAGAAAAAAAACCAACAAAUUAAAAACUCACCCAGAUGGGUUCUCGUUUGAUUUGUUAGGAUAAAUUGUCGUAGCUGGUUUCCUGAAAACAAAUGCAUUUAAAAUUGGUUUACGUCAGGACACCGUGCAGUGAGACGGUUGAGGGGUGAGCUAUUGAGACGUAGGCCCACUGCAGGAUGGUCCUCCUGUCCCUCUGUGCUCCGGCCCACGGUGACAGCCACGCAGCCUCGUGGCACACCCGCCUGCGCUGGCUUAGCGUCUGCCGGGCUGUCACCAUUCACGCAAAUUUUUAAUGAGAAACUUUUCCCAAGGGAGCAUCUCUGGACUCUCUGUUUUAAAAACCUGCAGCAUGACUUGGAGCCGGCAGAGUAGGCUGUGGCUGUGGACUCCAGCACAACCGUCAACGUGGCUGUUCAAGAAACUACGAUCACGUCCAUUCCAAGUUGUAAAUGCUAGUCUUUUUUUUCCAAUAAAAAGACCAUUAACUUAAAGUGGUGUUAAAUGCUUUGUAAAGCUGAGAUUGAACGGGGACGAGGCCAGAGGCCAGCGUCUAUCUGAACUCCGCCCCCAGCCUGCCUUGGGUUUCCUCCCCCUCUCUCCCAGGAUCCUGGCGCUGACCUCUGAGCCCAAGACCUUGCCUAUAAAACAGCAGACAGCGGUCGCUCCCUGCACACACUUUGCCAUGGGAGAGGGGGAGAAGCAAGCCACAGGCCUGUUGAGCUAGGACUCGCCUCGCAGGGCAGCCGCCUACCUUCCAGCACGCGGGGCUCUCAGGCAUCCUGCCGAGUACCUGUUUUACGUAACUCCUUGAGACCAUCUGCAGGAGACAUGAUUUAGUGUGUGUGUAAUUGAAUCUGCUGUGUGUGGUGGAAGCAGUAGUCAACUUUUCUAGGCCAGUCUAAAUGCCUAAAAGACACCACCGGUCACCUCCGAUUGCCGGCUUCUGACGUGUGGUAAUACUCAGCCUCUUUUUAAACCUUUUUCUUAAAAGUUGACCACUUUGCUUUGCGUCCCCCCCCCCC
Molecule: messenger RNA, 2057 nt
Organism: Lepus europaeus (European hare)
Lineage: Eukaryota; Metazoa; Chordata; Mammalia; Lagomorpha; Leporidae
Gene: CALM1
Product: calmodulin 1
Exons: 6
Coding region: 203-652 (149 amino acids)
Molecular function (GO): calcium ion binding
Source: RefSeq, a predicted model, not a curated record